This is a messenger RNA of Melopsittacus undulatus (budgerigar), 6555 nucleotides long. RefSeq names its product SHOC2 leucine rich repeat scaffold protein (gene SHOC2). Bases 444 to 2192 code for a protein of 582 amino acids. The transcript is spliced from 9 exons. Gene Ontology annotation, molecular function: protein binding. The record is from RefSeq and is a predicted model, not a curated record. Lineage: Eukaryota; Metazoa; Chordata; Aves; Psittaciformes; Psittaculidae.
GCCCCGCUCCGCCGCGCUGCCGGGCGAUGGCAGCGACCGGCCGCCGCCACAACAACAACAGAGAGAAAGGAGGAAGCUCCGCUUCACAGCUUCACCUCUCCUCCUGCCCUGCAGCUCCCGGUGCCGAGAGCUGGCUAAGGGAAAUCUGAGGGACUUCGCGUGUGUGUAGUGGCACUGGCGCUCAGGGUAAUGAUUACCGGCGCUCAGGAAAUACUAAUACGGAGCAUUUGACCUUCUAAUCUCCAGAGGUGAAUCUCCUGAUACCAGGAUUAGGACAGAGUGCCUUCAGAACCAAUAUGUAGCAAAUGGGUAUCGCACCUCUGAAGCUCCUCCCUUGGUUCAGUGCUUGCAUAUUUUAAGGAUCCUUGUUGCUUCAGCAGUGAAUUAUUCUCGUGAACUUCAGAAACGGAUUUCAUGUGGUGCUUGCUAAACAUUGAGUCACCAUGAGUAGUAAUCUAGGAAAAGAAAAGGACUGUAAAGAGAAGGAUCCAAAAGUCCCGUCAUCAAAAGAAAGGGAGAAGGAGGCCAAAGCCUCUGGAGGAUUUGGGAAAGAGAGCAAAGAAAAGGAGCCUAAGACCAAAGGGAAAGAUGCCAAAGAUGGAAAGAAGGACUCCAGUAGCACGCAGCCUGGGGUAGCUUUUUCAGUGGACAAUACGAUAAAAAGACCUAAUCCGGCCACAGGUACCCGCAAAAAAUCCAGCAAUGCUGAAGUGAUCAAAGAGCUAAAUAAAUGCCGGGAAGAGAAUUCAAUGCGCUUGGAUUUAUCCAAGAGGUCUAUACACAUGCUUCCAUCAGCUAUCAAAGAGCUAACGCAGUUAACAGAACUUUAUUUAUACAGUAACAAACUGCAGUCCCUCCCGGCAGAGGUGGGCUGUCUUGUGAACCUGAUGACACUGGCGCUGAGUGAAAACUCACUCACCAGUUUGCCUGACUCUCUUGAUAACUUGAAGAAGCUGCGCAUGCUUGACCUGCGGCAUAACAAACUUAGAGAAAUCCCUUCGGUGGUGUAUAGGCUAAGCUCUCUCGCCACUCUUUAUCUACGCUUUAAUCGUAUAACUACUGUGGAAAAGGAUAUCAAAAACUUGUCAAAGCUCACCAUGCUUAGCAUACGAGAGAACAAAAUCAAGCAACUACCUGCUGAAAUUGGUGAGUUGUGUAACCUCAUAACGCUGGAUGUAGCGCACAAUCAGCUUGAACACCUUCCAGAAGAGAUUGGAAGCUGCACGCAGAUCACCAACCUUGACUUGCAGCACAAUGAGCUCUUGGACCUGCCAGAAACCAUAGGAAACCUGUCCAGUCUAAGUCGUCUUGGCCUGAGGUACAAUAGGCUGUCAGCAAUUCCGAAGUCUUUAGCAAAGUGCAGUGAACUUGAUGAACUGAACCUGGAGAAUAACAACAUCUCUACCUUACCAGAGGGUCUUUUAUCCAGCCUUGUCAAACUGACUAGUUUAACACUGGCCAGGAACUGCUUCCAGUCCUAUCCCGUGGGUGGCCCGUCCCAGUUCUCUACAAUCUACUCUCUCAAUAUGGAGCACAACCGCAUCAAUAAAAUCCCCUUUGGAAUUUUCUCUAGAGCUAAAGUAUUAAGUAAGCUGAACAUGAAGGACAAUCAGCUGACCUCUCUCCCCUUGGACUUCGGGACAUGGACUAGUAUGGUAGAACUGAACUUAGCAACUAAUCAGCUCACAAAAAUCCCUGAGGAUGUAUCUGGGCUUGUUUCUCUUGAGGUUCUUAUCUUGUCAAACAAUCUCCUAAAGAAACUUCCCCAUGGAAUUGGAAAUCUACGGAAACUCCGAGAGUUAGAUCUAGAGGAAAACAAACUGGAAUCCUUGCCAAAUGAAAUAGCUUACCUCAAGGAUCUGCAGAAAUUGGUUCUGACUAAUAAUCAGUUGACCACCCUUCCCAGAGGUAUUGGUCACCUUACCAAUCUGACGCACCUUGGGCUCGGAGAGAAUCUUCUCACACACCUUCCUGAGGAAAUUGGUACACUGGAGAAUCUGGAAGAACUGUAUUUGAAUGACAACCCCAAUCUACACAGCCUUCCCUUUGAGCUGGCUCUUUGCAGCAAACUGUCAAUAAUGAGUAUUGAGAACUGCCCGCUCAGCCACCUUCCACCUCAGAUUGUUGCAGGAGGACCCUCCUUCAUCAUUCAGUUCCUAAAAAUGCAGGGACCAUAUCGUGCCAUGGUCUGACGCUAAUCGGAUUGUCCAAUACACUGUACAAAUACAAACUGCAUUAAUGUUGUAAUUGUCUGUAUAUGUAUAUAUAAUAUAAUAUAUAUGGUUUAUAUUAUAUUAUAUAUAUAUAUAAAUAUAUAAAUAAUAUAAAAAGGCAAAUUUAAGACUGCAUUAUGUGUUUCUGCUAAUAGAGGAAUCAUAGCCAUUUAGAUUUUUUUUUUAUCCUGUACAAAUGCUUGUCUAAGUUUUCUUUGCUGAAUUUGAUGGAAGUUGUCUGAAUAAUCUGGAAAUGCCAGUUCAUUUAAAGCAAUUGCCAAUGAACUCCGAGUUUAAAUUUAAGGGACAAAAAUAGUUUUGCUUAGAUUUACUUUCAGUUAAGAGAAAUGUAUAACCUUUAUAUAAUGAACUCUUCUGUUUUCCUCCAUCUUUUUUUUGUGUCAGAACCUGCAAGGGUUUUUGUGCCCUGAGGUUGGGAUUUUCUUUUAACUUAUUUUGAGAUUUGAAGCAAAUGGUGUUUUUAUAUUGUUUACAGUCAGAGUAAAUCACUGGAUUUUGUUUUAUUCUGAUUUGCUCUGUUUUAAUCAAUCAUAUCGAGAAUUUAUAUGCCUCUGCUGAUGAAUUUUUAUCAACCGGUUUGUAUGCUAAACCCCUGUGCUCAUCAGAACAACUGGCAGGUGAAAAGGAUGCAGUCAAAACAAAAGAAAAAGAAAAGAAGAAAGCUUGAAUUCCUUUUAAGUCUUGCUUCCCUGAGUUAUCAGUUGCAGGCAUAACAUAUCUGAACUGAGCCUUUGCGGUUGGUCUUUUCUAGCACAAGUAAACCUUUUCAGAUUGGUAAAAACGUGGAGUAUACUCAGUGAAGAGCGGUUUUCAUUUUGUGAAGUAACAAGUCCAUGAGGUCUAACAGUACAGUUAUGUGGCAAGGAAAUAAUAUAUAUGUACAUUUUUAUUACAAUGUUGAGUCAUAAACUACAACAGGCAAUUUUAAGGAUUCCUUAUAGUCCUUGUACAAUAAAUGAAUGUGUCUUACUUUUAAACACUGCAAUAUAUGUAAGUUUUAAGGUUGGUUAACAAUGUACUAUGGUUUUAUAUCUUGACUUGCCUUGUACCUCCUUCCAUUAUGGAACUUCUGUGUCCAAGCACAAUAUCUUCACACUGUGCUGUUUUGCUGCUGAACUAAAUGCACUUUUCCCCACAGCUGGGGCACUUGCUUCAAAAUAUUCAGUUCAGUAUCUUGAUUAUUCUUUUUUAACUUCAUCCUAUCUGUUUCAGUAUUAAACCGAUCUAUUAAAAAAGAGGCACCUUUUUCAUUUGUGCUUAGAUGUUGGUAGCUCAAGCGAAACACUGUAAGGAGUAGACAUUCAGUUUUAUCAUGACUUCUUUGGUUGUUCAAAAGGCAGAAGAUGCUUCAGGAUGAUUCACACUGUUGUUGCACUUGUAGGGCCAGUUGUCCUAUUUCAGGAGGGUAGGAACUCGAGGUGGUUGCAUUCCACAGUUACUCAAGAACUGUCCAGUUUAUACUCAUUGGAAUUGCUGCCGGGGUAGUGUGAUUUAGAGGACUGUAUCUUUUGAACAACGUCAAACCAAGCAAUGCCAUGGGAAAUCUGUUUCAUGUGCUUAGGGAAUAUUGUUUCUGGCUUUCAGGCAUGCUUACUUAGGCGCAUUGCCUUGAUCUAUUUGUAUUCUGUUUUGUCGUACAUCUUUUCAUUAACAAGGAGUAAGUUUAAAUGGAAGGCAGGUGGAGAUAUAAAACCUUAGAGGGCUUAAACAUGCUGUAAAACUAUUGUAGAUGUCACUGGAUUUUACUAAGUAAUGUUCUGUUCUCUCUCACACACUCUCUCUUCCCCACCUCCCCUAUUUUUUUUACAUCUACUGUAGCUUUUCAGUUUAGACUUUAUAAAAGGCUAGUUCCUUACAGUUCUGCCUGAAGUUAAUCUUUCUCAGCAUUAAGGUGUUAAAAUUAUGAAGAUGCUGAAAUGCUUAGUAUCAAGACUGUAAUCUAACUUCUGAAUAUACUGCUAAAUCCAUAUUUGUGCCCUCAGGUCCCUAGGGGAAACUGGUUUGAUUGAUAUGGUUCCUUAAAACAAAAGUGGCGACCCCUUGUGUUUUCAGACGUCUUGGUCUCAUUCCCUGUCUGCUCCUCAAUCCCAUGUUUUAUGAGUUGAUGGGAUUGAAUUUGUUUAGUUUGUAAAUAUGUUGAUUAUUCACCUUGUUAAGGUACAUGGUAAAUGACUGUAUGAUUGGAGCUGACCCUCUCACAUAAAUUCUUGUGGAGAAGUUGGUUACCAAAAUAGUGUUCGUUACACUCGCUUAAAAACAAACUGUUCUUUUCAUUAGACUUAUAGGAAUAAAUCUGUGUUUUAAUUCAUUACUGUAUUAAAAACAGGCUAGGUUUUCAAACACCUUCGUACUAGUAUGGUUGUUGCAAUGCCAGAUAACCCUGAGCCCUGUUUUAGGAGUUUAAUUUUAUACAUUCUGAGGUGAAUGCUUAUUUUUUCAGCAUCUCAAGAGAGAUUCGAAUAAAAGCAGUGCACAAGAAGUUCUGGUACAGGAGAAAUCAACUCAGAAGAAUUUGAGAAGUUCUUUAAAAUUAUCCAGAAGUUUAAGUAUAAAUGUGUAGUAUGGAUUCAGAAUAGAUGCAUAUAAAUCCAUAUAAGUACAUACAUGGGUUUGUAUCCAAAUCUAAACACAGACCUUUAUAAAUCCAGCUGCUUUGAUCAUUCAGAAGAGUCUUACAUCCUGACACAACAGACAUAGCAUUUCCCAGGAUGCUGGAUUGUUAACUGGUACAGUUUCUAAGUUGUAUGUAAUGCCUGAUGACAUUUCAGUUGGGGACACCUUGCUAGCUUAUACAUCUGUAAGAAUUUUGAUUGGCCUAAUCAAUUAAAGUAUGAACGGAAAGAACUUCAUCCUCACAAGUGUACAUAUGUAUACAUACAUAUAUACUUGUAUAUGUGUAUCUAUAUGUAUAAAAGCACAGACAAAGUGGAGAAAUUACUUAUUUAUUUGAAAGCAUCUUUGAAAAAAGGAUGGAAAAGAAAAAGGUGAUUCCUAGAUACUUGUAGUAAAUAUGUAUUCCACUUGCUAUAGUAGGGGUAAUAAUUUGGAGGGUUAUUGCAAUUUUGACAAUCUUUGGGUGAAAAUCAUGAUGUAGAUUGCUUGUCUGUAGAUAAAAUACCAAUUUUGUAUGUGCUUGUGCCUAUGUACAUAAGAAUAUGUACAUAUACACAUGCUCUGUAAAGACACUAUUCUGCCUUGAUUUAACAAGCUAAAUUACUGUACUGUAGGGUAUAUAGUAUUAUGAGAGUGUGGUAAAGUGUAAAGCAGAUCAGGGAUUUGUUAAAUAAUGAAAAGAAUAAUUAACAUUGUGACUCCUGUUGGUCACGUAUUGCAUUUAAAUUUACUAAAUAGAAAGUCAUUUGGUUAUUCAAGUUCAUCACCAAAGUUGUCUAAUAUAAAUGCAGUGGAAAUGCUUCCUGUGAGGUUGGGUUACAGUUGUGUAAUUGGUACUUUUCCAUUUGCCAGAUGCUGUUGGAAACUUCUAAAUUCAUACACCCUUUUUAGAAAGAUUCUUGGGUUGUUGAAUAUUUGCUUCAUUACCUCUCUCAGAUUUAGGUUUUCUCUGCUGUUUUGCCCAUCUCUUGCUAUUGUUGUGUGAGAAAGUGCAUGUUCAGACUUCUUGAAGGUCAUGUUUGCUCAUGUACAUGAGUUAGUAAAUUAGCACUCUGUGUAGCUGGUUAGUGCUUAAAUCCAUUGUGUCACCUGGAAUUCAAAUAUCAUCUUUAAUCCUGGGAGUCUGAAAAAUAUCUUUUAUUUAACAAAAAGAAAAAUUUGAGAGGCUGGUUUUUUCCUUUUUUUCUUCUUUUUUAACCCCAAAUUAAAUGUCUCGAUCAGUACAAACCAGUCUUUAUAUCUGGAUGCAAUUAAGAAUUUAGUCUAAAAAUAGUCAGUAUCACACCCUGGUUGUAUCAAAUUGGCAAGCCAGAAUAGCUUCUAAUUAGAAAUGUGCAGUUGGCAGUAAUUUGCACAAUGCAAACUUCAAGGCACAAUAAGGACAAUUACAAACAACCUAUCUACAAAAUAUCUACAAAUGGGUUUUGUUUUUAUGUUAGCAAAGAUCAGAAAAUUAUGUUGAUUAUUCUGAUGUUUAGGUCUUAACCAGGACUGCACAGGACUUUGGCUGUGGAAAAAUACCAGACCACACUAAUUUUGUGGUUAAAAGCUAAACAAGAGUGUAAACAGUCUACAGAAAUGUACUUUUAAUCUGAAUUAUUGUAAUGUUGAUUGUUAUGUCUAUAUAAAAGAUUGCCUUGCUUUUUUAUAAGAGUCAUUCUGUAUCGAUGCAUUCAUUAUAAAUAGUAUAUUUGUAAAUAAGCUGCCA